Molecule: messenger RNA, 1215 nt
Organism: Triticum dicoccoides
Lineage: Eukaryota; Viridiplantae; Streptophyta; Magnoliopsida; Poales; Poaceae
Product: ankyrin-1-like
Exons: 10
Coding region: 1-1215 (404 amino acids)
Molecular function (GO): protein binding
Source: RefSeq, a predicted model, not a curated record
AUGGAGGAGAAGAAGGCGGCUGCGUCCCCGCACCCGGUUCUGAAGGCUGCUCUGGAGGGCAACCUCUGUCUCCUCAAAGAGCUGGCUCCCGUCGUGGCGGACGAGUGCAUCUGGAUCCGCGCCCUGUGCGUGGCGGUCAUGGAGGGCCGGCUGGACAUCUGUGCCUACCUCGUCGAGGACCUCCGCGUCGACGUCAACCAGCCCAACGACCUAGGUGAAACCGCGCUGUUCAUCUCUGCAACUUUCGGGACGGUUGCUGCAGCAAGGUAUCUUCUUGAUCGUGGCGCUGAUCCGAUGAUACCCGGCAGGUUGGGGUCGCCUCUCCAUACUGCAACAAUGAAUGGAAAUUGUGAAAUAGUAGAAUUGCUACUUUCAAGGGGAGCCGAUGUGGAUGUUUUCGAUUCUAAGCACGGGACCCCGUUGCAUGCGGCCACUAAUCUCAGUGAAGUUGGCCCAAUGAAGGUUUUGUUGGAGCACCAUGCAGAUCCUAAUAAGGUUUUGAACCUUCAUAGUACCCCACUGAGUAUGGCCAUACAAAGAGAAUCGUUGGAAUGCGUUAAGUUACUCAUUGAGGCUGGUGCUGAUGUGAAUAAGACUAACUAUAUCGGUGUUACUCAAUUGAUGGUGGCAGCGAACAAUGGCUUACCUGAUAUCAUGAGGUGCUUACUAGAUGCUGGUGCUAACCCCAACAUUGGAGAUUCAUUCGGUACGACUCCAAUUGAAAUUGCUGCCCUAAAAGGCAGAAGGAGUAUGGUUGAAAUAUUAUUUCCUUUAACUUCUCUGAUUUCAACAUUGCCAGAUUGGAGUAUUGAUGGUAUCAUGUCUCAUGUGAAAUCUUUUGGUUUGAAGCCAAGGGAUAAAUAUAAGUGUGAAAAGAGAAGAGCUGAGCUGAAAUUACAAGCUACAGAGGCUUUUAAUAGGAAGGAAUAUCUGAUAGCAGGAAAACUAUAUACUUGUGCAAUGAAAUUCGAUCCUAGUCCAAAAGAUCUUGCAAUCCUGCUAGCAAAUAGGAGCUUCUGCUUGUUGCGCCUGGGAAGAGGAAAAGAUGCUCUCUCUGAUGCUGAUGCGUGCACAAUGGUGAGACCUCGUUGGCCCAAAGGCUACUACCGAAAAGGCGCGGCUUUAAUGUUGCAGGAGGACUAUGAAAAGGCAUCCGAGGCUUUUGAAGAUGGCUUGAAGCUGGAUCCUACAAAUGUUGAUAUUGCAAAUUGGUAG